GAAGAAGAAGAAGAAGAAGAAGGCGGAAGGGGCGGGCAAAACCCAAGAGGAGGGAGGGAAAUGGUGCUAUCAUCAUGGCGGGAUGCAUGAAAAUGAUAAACAAUUAUACCUCUAAACGUGUUACAUUAACGGUUUUUACGGUGCUGCUUGUAUUUUUAGCUCACACCUCAGGACACCAGGAUACGGGUAACAAACCAGUAAUUGAUCUUAAGGAUGGAGAGGAGUACAUCAUGGUAGGCUCCAACAGGUUCUGUUACAAAAACUCUGUGGUGCCAACUUGGAGGCAAACCUGGACAAGAAUUCAGAUCAAAGUGUGGAGUUCCAACGUGUUUAAGGUGGAAACUGUGGAGGGGGAGGAGGAGUUGCGGGAGCUGGAACGAUUCAGCGUCUGGAGCUGGUUUCAGAGCUUGUUACGUGAGCGGCACAAUGAGACCACUAUUAACAUCAAUCUGUUCAGCAAGGAGACGUGCUUCAAGAUCGACCCUGCUGACAAAACAAAGUUCACUGUCAACCCCCUUCGUAAGUUUGAUAUCUAUCUGUUUUUGGUAUUCCUCGCCGGAGCAUUGUUGUUCAUCUUUGCAGAAUCACUCAGCAGGAGUCAAGCUUUCUUCUACUCUGCUGGUAUGAGCACAGGCAUGAUCGCCUCUCUCAUCAUCCUCUUUUUUAUUUUGGCACGCUUAUUGCCAAAGAAAAGCCCUUUUUAUGUCUUGAUUGUUGGCGGCUGGUCGUUUUCUGUGUACGCCAUCCAAUUUGUCUGCAAGAACCUUGGUGUAAUUCUGCGAGAACACUGGAACAUCGCAUUAGGUUAUGUAGCAGUGGUGGGAUUCAUCACUUUUGCGGUGUGUUACCGUUACGGUCCUCUGGUGGAUGAGAAGAGCAUUAACAUCUUGUCGUGGACGCUGCAGCUAUUUGGUCUGCUCCUGAUUUAUUUAGGGAUUCAAAUCCAGCAAGUUGCCUUCUCCAUCAUCGUGGCAGCUGUGUUCUCCAAACAUCUGGAGUACCCAGUCUCUCUGACACUUGCUGCUUUGAGGAGAAUCAAAAGAUACAUUCACUGGAAGCCAGAGCCACGUCGCCUGUUGACUGAGGAGGAGUUUCAGAAGCAGGGAGAGGAAGAGACUUUGCGUGCUCUGGAAGAGCUGAGGAAGUACUGCAACAGCCCGGAGUUCAGCCCGUGGAAGACGGUGUCCAGGCUUCAGUCUCCGAAAAGUGAUUGAUUAACUAUCUCUUGCAAGCUGUGUCUGCACAUUUAAGAUUUGAGGUUUGCUGAUUUCAUUGAAGGGUCCCCUCACUUGAUGUCAAAUGAGGUGUCUGUCCACGCGCAGGAAUACGGCUUUGGGGGAUCUCUUUUUGAGGAGGAUUUUUUUGACACCGAUGACGACGAGGAAGACGACAUUAAGCCUAUGAUGAGACCCGAGUGAGACACCACUGUGUUAAAAGGCGAAUGAAAAUAGAGACGAUUAUACUAUUGCCUUUCAGAAAGGUGGCCGGAGAACCGCUCUCUGUGGCUUCUGUGCAAACGUCCCGACUACGGGAUUGGGAUUUCAGUCACAAGAGGCACCACGUACACAACAGGCAGAACAAUGUGGCAAAGUAAUGUAGUUUCCACGAAUGUGCACUAAAGCCAGAACUCUCGUUUUUUUUUGUUUUUUAUAAGGGAACAAAGGCUUCUGUUAAAAUUGAGGUUACAAAUACAGUGAUGCUCUGUGACCGGGACCUUCUACUGGGAGGUCGAAGCAAUUGAACUUUUUACUGCGUGAUGGUAGUUUGUGUUGUCUUAAGCUUACGAAAAGGUUUUUACAUUUUAGUUUUUGAAACAUUAGCCUCCAAAUGGGCUCACUCCAGCAAACUGUAAUGAGGCCAUCCAGAUUGCAUGUAUAUCCUACACCAUGUGUUUAACGUUCUCACCUCUGAGCAGCAGCAUGACGAGGGAGUCAUCGUUACUCUAGCUUUCUGCUGAGGGAGGAAAAGUUUGGUCAAGUUUGUAUUUCACCGUUUUCAUUUUAAUAGACAUACUGUACAUCAGAGGAAGUGCCCCCAAAGUAUUUUGAAUAAAACAAACAUUUGAGCUCUGAUGUGCAUGCAUUAGCAUCAUUGUAAAAUAAUAUUAGGACUAAAAUUUGGCAAGAUGUUAUGGCUUUGGUUAAUGAUUCAAAGCAUUUGAAACCAAAAAGCUGGGGUUUUAUUUUUCAUAGUAGCGCAUAUAAAAUUUCUUCAGUGGUGGAAAGGAACUACGUUCUUUACUUGAGCAUUUCCAUUUUAUGCUUCUACUCCAUUUUAGAGGGAAAUAUUGUACUUUUUACUCCAUUACAAUUAUCUGACAACUGUAGUUUCUUUGCAGAUUAAGGUUUUACACACAAAAUUUUUGAUCAAUUUAUAAAAUAUGGUGCCUUUUUUUUUUUUUUUUUAAACUACCCAACAGUGCUAAAGUAACUUUUCAUCAAUCAGAUACAAGAUAUAAUGCUAGUGAUAUCUGCUUUAUAUUCAUCCAAAAGAAUCCCACAAGGACCAUUCUGCUACAUGUUGACUACUUUUACUUCUGAUACUUGAAGUACAUUUCCUGCUAGUACUUCUGUAAUUUUACCUUACUCUGCUAUUUUCACUUUAGUAAAAGAUCUGAAUAUUACUUUUCCAUUGUAAUUGGAUUUUCCAUAUGGAUUUUGAAGUUUUACUGGGUUCCUCUUUGCAUCUAUGGCUGCAACUUACUAAUUAACUGAAUUUUCUAUUAAUCGUUUAGUCUAUAACAUGU
Messenger RNA from Etheostoma spectabile (orangethroat darter), 2746 nucleotides. It is a transcript of the gene nemp1, whose product is annotated as nuclear envelope integral membrane protein 1. The record is from RefSeq and is a predicted model, not a curated record. Bases 75 to 1214 code for a protein of 379 amino acids. Lineage: Eukaryota; Metazoa; Chordata; Actinopteri; Perciformes; Percidae. The transcript has 10 exons. Gene Ontology annotation, cellular component: nuclear envelope.